UCAAGACUGUUUGGCAACACUUGGCCAAAAUCUCGACACGAUUUGUGUUACUCUGGCGAAAAACAAAGCAUUUGCAGAGGAGGGUUUAUACCAAAUCAAUGCCUGGAUCUAGUGUUCUUCGCGGUCAAUAAAAGUUGACAUUCCUUGCGAAUGUUAGUCUGUGCAGUGCGCACGUGGAAUUCAGCGAGCUAGCGCUACCCAAGGCGAUCAGUGAGCUGCUGGAGCACAUCUGGCCACAAGAGUAGCAGAGGAGAAGAAUAAAGACGACGCUCACAGUAUAAUCAUCUGACCUCCAUCAGAUCAUGAAUCAGUUUUCCGCGCGAGAUGUAUGAAUGAAUUCAACGUACAUUCAAGCUCCCUUCAAAGCCUGCAUUCGUGUCCAUAAUUUAUACGGGGCCUAGGGAGAUCAAAGAGUUGCAGCCUGAUCAGAGAACUUCUUUCCUUUGAAUGCCUACUUCUGCUGUUGGUGCGGCUGAUGGCGAGUCGAUUACGUCGUGGACAAAAGGUGGGUUCUCAGUGGGCAGCUUUUCUGCAGUCACACAGGAGACCUACUGCAAAGACACAGUCUCAGCGCCCUCGUGUUCCAAAGAACCUGUCCGUUGAGAUUCCGGAGUCGAAGGAGUUUUAUGAUACGCCAACACUGAAGGUCGGAGUGGGCAUGGUUGCUGUAGCGAUUAUUGCCAAGCUAACAAUGAUGUACGACGAAUCACAAGAGGAAGAGCGCGUGGAGCGCAAAGCCAGAGAGAUGGUUGAGCUCCAGGCCAAUCAGCCAAAGGUUAUAUCAAGAGAGCUAUGGGAUCAUCUUCAACAAUUACCACCACGGACACCCUUUGAAUCCAGGAUUGCUCGUGAUAAUGCGCGAAUAAGAACGGGAGAUCCCCUGAGCAUGGAGGAUGUGAAGGACUGGGCUACUGACGUUAUCACAGAUGCAUUAGCAAGAAAGGAAGACUCGCUUCAGCGCUGAUUGCCGGAGUGCAGUCCCUUGACUCAUGUUGAGUCCAUAGGCGCCAAAUUCCUGUGAGUUGUUAACGAUAUUACAUUCAGCUGGAAUUGUGGCGGCUUAUCAGUAACUUUCUUCUUUUUCAGCAAAUGUGGGGACUUAGCAAGAUAUGGAACAUGUGCAUAACUCAUUUGUACGGUCGUUUUAUUAACACGGAGCAGAUACUAGCCAGGUCUUGUGAAGGCUGGAGGGUUCUUGUGCGUUAAAGAGAUGAGGUCGGUUUUGAUCUAUAUACGACAUCGAACUCGUGGGAAAUAGGGCCAUGACAGGUUUCUUUUUCCUUUGGGAUAUCCUGAUCAUUAUUGUUAAUAAAGCCAUUGCUAUGGGUUUAUCUGGGGUAAAAACAUGAUACUUUUUGUAAGGUGUUCCGAAAGUUGGGGUGCAAAUUUGAUUUUAUUCUGCCAUUAGUUUUUUCCAAUCCUCGUGGGUGCUAUGGCCGGUUCUCUUGUGAACAUCCCUGCUUUUUCACCACGUGGAUCACUUCGGUGGUGAAGCUUUGCAAGAUUUGCAAGAUACUGCUCAUGUUUCAUUUCUUGGAUAAAAGUUGCCGCUAAUCCAGAUGUAUGGU
This is a messenger RNA of Marchantia polymorpha subsp. ruderalis, 1568 nucleotides long. Lineage: Eukaryota; Viridiplantae; Streptophyta; Marchantiopsida; Marchantiales; Marchantiaceae. The record is from the annotation of a GenBank genome assembly.